GGUGGCCCGGCGUCGGGGCGGCAUGCCGGGGGCGGCGGGGCGGUAGUGGCGGCGCCGAGUCUGUACCGGGGCGGCGGGAGCGGCGAUGCGGCUGCUCGGCGCCUUCCUGCGGUUGCUGGUGGCCGGGACGCUGGGGGCACCGCCCGCCCCGGUGAGAGCCGAGGGGCGGGAGGGGAUCGGAGCAGGGUGCGGCUGCCCGGGGUGGCCACGGAGGCCGGGACAGCUGCUCCCGGCGCUAGGCGGGGGGCGGCAGCGGGUCACCCCGUGCUGCCCCUCCAGAGCUCGCCUUUCCCUCCCUGCAGGCCCCGGAGUCCUUACCUUUCGGGAGAUCUGGAAUCGUAGUUUCUGCCGGCCUCUAGAGCAGCUGGUGGACGUCAUUACCGAAUUCCCCAACGAGGUGGAGUACAUUUUCAGACCCUCGUGCGUCUCCCUGCAGCGCUGUGGAGGCUGUUGUGGGGACGAGGGUCUCCGCUGCGUCCCCCUGGAGACCAGCACGGUCACCAUGCAGCUCCUGAAGAUAAAGCCAAAUGGGGAGGCACCCUAUGUGGAGAUGGCGUUCACCGAGCACAAGCGGUGCGAGUGCAGGCCCCGGCAGGACCUGAUGAGGCUGGGAAGGAGGAGGUCCAAGGGCCGAGGUAAGAGAAGACAAGACAAGAAGGGACGGAAAGACUGUGAACUAUGUGGCACACCGCGCAGGUAGCCUCUGCCCUGCCCCCAGCCUCGCUCCUGCCACCUGGGUUUGAGCCAGCUGCCUUUGUCCCCAGCAUGGGGCACUUGUGGAGUCAUGUCCCUCCAGCUGCAGCGGAGAGCAGGACUCCAGCACAGAAGAGCUGACUGUUAUUCUUGCUUGGCCCUGGUGGGAACAGCCUGGCACCAAGGACUCCCUUGCCCCAUCUGCCCCACUGGCAGCAAGAAAAAAGGACUCGUGACCAAGCCUGGGGCUGAAGCUGAGGAGCUCAAGCAGUUUGUUGGUGUUUGAGGACAUUCUAGGGGCAAUGAGGAGCCAUGUGCUGCUGGAACUGGCUGGGGAGGACAGCAUGAUGUGGAGAUGGCUCAAAGGGCUGCACCUGCAAAACUUCUCUGUCCUGCCAGUGCUCUGCAGCUGGGGAGGAAGGAAAUCUGGGGCAGGCAAGGCUGUUGGGCUGCAUCCGUCCCAGUUUUGGCAUAGGGCAGCCCAGGCAGGUGCCAGGGAUCUUGCCUGGGAAGCUGUUCUGCUUGGGAACAGAAGGGAGCUGGGCUCCUCAUGUAUUCACAGCUACAUCUCAGCUUUGCCCUGCUCAAUAAAAGCUGGUCAGACAUGGGAGCUGGCAGCUCCUGUCUGCUUUCCAACAAGUGCAGGAAACUUCCCCAUGGGCACCCACGUAGGCUGGAAUAGGGCAGUGACCCAGAGUUUGUCCCCAUCACCAGUCCUGCAGCACCAAGGGACUGCCCUUGGUGUGAUGCUGGAGAUGGGCACCCAGCAGGUUGCUCCCUGGGCUGGGGGCUAUCCAUGUGCUGGAGUUCAGUUGGGUACUGGGAGACCCUUGGGUGGGCUGCCCUUCCCCUCCACACCACAGUGUGGGACUGGUGCCUCUCUCUGUUCACCGUGCCCAUCCUGUUCUCACCCCAGUCCAAAUGUCUGGCUCAGUGUCCUGUCCUCCCUGGCAGGGCUGAUGCAAAGUUUAGGGCACUGGGGGGCAGGCUGCCCACUCAGGAAAUACCCCACCGAGGGUCAUUUACCUGACAUGGGAACAGACUGGCCUGGGGCCUCCUUUCCUUACUGGGAAUGCCCUUAGAGUAUAAGGAGCUGGUGGCCCUCAUCGAGGUGGCUGUGGGGACUACUGUUUCCUGCUUUCCCCACUCAGCCAGCUCUCUGCCCAGGUCUAGGGGGAAGCCACAGCCCCUGGUUCUCAAUGCUUUAGGCAGUUCUCCUGAGUUCUCCCUGUCUCCACUUCCACCCCUGCUGCAGUGGGUCUGGGGCUGUCUGCCAAAUGCAUGCCAUGCUGAUCUGUGCAAGCCAUAUCCUGCAGCAGUGCAUAUAGCUGGAAACCCUAGGGGUGAGUUGGGACUUGCAUAUUUGUGGGGCACUCCUGGCACUGGGUUAAAAAAAAAAAAAUCAAGGGUCAUUCUUGAAAGCUUCAAACAAAAGACUGGAGGGCAAGAUCUGCAAAGGUUUCAAGGUUACCCUUAAAUGAUGGGACCUGUGGUUUAUCCUGCUCUGAGGAACAAGGGUGGAGCCUAACACAGCAAGAACUGGGGUCCAAGGUGGCUCCUUCCCACAUCUGACAGGGCUGCCUGUGAUGGGGGUUAAUUAGGACUCUCUAAGCCAUAAAGGUGGUGUUGCCUGAGGCUGGCAGAAGGACGUGGGGACAGGGCAGAUCCCUGUCAAGGAAAGCUGGAGGUGGUAAUGUGAACCUGCAUGCUGCCACCAUGUAGCUGGCAUGGACUGUGUGAGUUGUAACUGUGCAGCUGGGCAUAUCGUUCAGCAGCUUGCUGGAUCCCUUUUGGAUCCCAUUUCCAGGCAUCCACAGUAUCCUGGAGCACAGCCUACAUGGGCUUUGCCUCAAAAAUAGCCCAUAAAGUUCCUCCUUCACUACCUCAUAGAUGAGGGGAACUCGCUGCUCCCCGUAUCACUCAAAGUCUGUGUGGACCAUGUGCUGGCCUGCUCCACACAGGCUUUCCCUGUCACUGUGUGUCAUUUCUGCCUGGCUGGUUUUGCUCUGAGGCCAAGGAGAACCACGUGCAGCACUUGAGGAUGUAUGUGAUGGUUUCUGUAUUGUCUUUAAUACCCUGGUAGUAUUACAUAUUUAAAAAAGGAAGUUACCUAAAUCAAGUAUGUUAAUUAAUAAAAAUAAGUUUAUCAAGA
Pyrgilauda ruficollis (rufous-necked snowfinch) is the source of this 2845-nucleotide messenger RNA. RefSeq names its product placental growth factor (gene PGF). Gene Ontology annotation, cellular component: membrane. Gene Ontology annotation, biological process: positive regulation of angiogenesis; response to hypoxia; positive regulation of protein phosphorylation. The coding region runs from base 86 to 700 and encodes 204 amino acids. Gene Ontology annotation, molecular function: vascular endothelial growth factor receptor binding; chemoattractant activity; growth factor activity. The record is from RefSeq and is a predicted model, not a curated record. Lineage: Eukaryota; Metazoa; Chordata; Aves; Passeriformes; Passeridae. The transcript has 6 exons.